This is a messenger RNA of Bombus pyrosoma, 1897 nucleotides long. RefSeq names its product solute carrier family 25 member 35-like. Lineage: Eukaryota; Metazoa; Arthropoda; Insecta; Hymenoptera; Apidae. The transcript has 5 exons. The record is from RefSeq and is a predicted model, not a curated record. The coding region runs from base 662 to 1606 and encodes 314 amino acids.
ACGUUUUAAAAGAAACUAUUAUAGAACAAUCGAUCUCAAGGUAGUCUCGCAAUUCUGAUGAAACCACAUAAUAAUUUACAAGUUCGAAGUUCGAAUAACGCUGUAUUAUUCCUAGCUCUUAUAGCUGAAAACCAUUGUGUAUCUUAUUUUAUUUAACACCAAACUAUAUCUUCAAAAAUCUUCAUUAGAUAUAAUCACCAAAUUCUAUGAACUAGUUAUUCUAAUUCUAUUAAAUAAAUGUGCAAUAAACGAUUCCUAGUUUCAUCAAAUUCUAAUUGCAAUUACUAUACCUAUCAACGCAUGCGCAAGAACUUCUGAACAUGUUACGAUCUGGUAAAUUUUUCAGAUAUUAUUUAUAUUAUUAAUCAUUAGUUUAUAUAAAUAUAAUUUCUAUAUGUUUCUAAUACAUACUAUUGCAUGAUGAUACCAACUAGAAAUUCUGUAGUCUCAACAAAAUAUCCUGACUUCUAAAUCUUGUCCUUGACACUAAUCAUUUUUUAAAAAAUAUAAACCUCAUGCAAUCAAGUGAUUAUACAAUUUUGAGAGAAAAUAUGAUCAGUCAUUAUAAAAACAGGGACAGUAUCGUUACUCGCUGAAGUAAUUAAGUUCGAUUUAAAUUAGCAUCGCGCGCACAGAAACGUUUUACUAUUAUAUAUAGGAAAUGACCGCAGCGCCGAAUACAAGCAUCAGCAGACCUCCAGGUAUAGAGUUUGCAAUUGGUGCAUUAGCAGCGGUAGGAGCUGGAUUUUUUACGAACCCAAUUGAUGUGAUAAAAGUACGAUUACAAUUACAAGGAGAGCUAGAAGCAAGAAACACAUACAAAAAAAUAUAUAAAAACACCUUACAUGCGGGUUAUUUAAUUGCAAAACACGAGGGUAUAACUGCUUUACAAGCCGGUAUCGUACCGGCCCUAUAUUUUCAAGUCGUACUCAAUGGAAUACGGUUAGGCAUCUACAAUACAGCAAAAAAGUACGACCUAAUCACUAAUGAUAAAGGGGAUACUGAUAUUUUAAAGACUGUUGUACUAACUGGAACUUCUGGCUCUGUUGGAGCUGUUCUUGGUAGUCCGUUCUAUAUGGUAAAAACACAAUUACAAGCGCAAUCAGCACAAACCAUAGCCGUUGGUUAUCAGCAUAAUUAUUUAGGAACCUGGUGUGCAUUCAAAUCUCUCUGGAAAGAAGGUGGGAUAGUGGCUUUGUAUCGCGGCUGGUAUGCGAAUAUACCGCGUGUUUUUGUAGGAUCCGCAACGCAGUUAACUACCUUCGGUUUAGCUGCGGAUUGGUUACGCUCAUUACAAGUGUUUACAGAUCAACCAAUAUUUCUGACUUUUCUGGCUUCCGUAAUCGGUGGAAGUUGUGUAGCUCUCACUAUGCAACCAUUUGAUGUCUUAGCAACAAGGCUCUACAAUCAACAGACGGACGUAAGCGGAAAAGGUACGUUGUAUAACGGACUAUUGGACGCGAUCAUUAAAAUAUUACGAACAGAAGGACUCUCUGGUUUAUAUAAAGGAAUUUUUCCAACGUGGAUGAGAAUAGCACCGCACACAGUGCUUUGUUUAGUAUUUUAUGAAAAAUUAGACCAAUUAUAUAACAUAUUACAAAAUUAACAAUUGCUUAAAUUUGUAAAAUACGUAGCAAAGAAUUUUAUAAUUUUUGAACUAUUGUAUUAAGUAUGCUAUAGAAUGAAAAAAUAAAAUUUCUUACAUGGGCAGUGAAAUGCUUUAUACUUGAGUAACAAUUACAUAUCUAAAAACAUUGGUUCGUUUACCGGAAACUUAGCGUCAAUGUAAUCUGACUGUAAUUUUCGUUAACAAAUGUAAAAUCUAACAAUUUAUCUUUUCAUGUGUUCGAAAAUAAUUAAAUGAUGUAAUUAUAUUAAUAAAUCGAAUAUUUCAAAA